AUGGUUGGCCGCAACGCAGCAUCAAGGCGGCCGGAAGCAGAGGCGAUGGAGCAAGCCACGGAAGAUGCCGUGGCACCGGCGCCUCCCCAGCCGAAGAAGAAGGUGAAGGAGGACAUGAAGAAGAAGGGUAAGCAGGACACCUCCUCAAUGGUGGUCGAUGGCGAGGGCGACGCUGGGCCGGCCGCGAAAGCGGACACCAAGCCUAAGCCCGACAAGAAGCAGAAGAAGAAGAAGGCGAGGCAAGACGACCCGAAGCCAAUACCAGAGAGCGAGGACGAUGCUGCGCCGGCCGCGAGAGGGGACGACACCCCGAGGCCAGACAAGAAAACGAAGAAGGCAAAGAAGGCGAAGCAGGCGAAGCAGGAGGACCCAAAGCCAGUUCCAGAGAGCAAGGACGACGCAGCGCCGGCCAAGACAGCGGCCAGAAAAGGGAAGACUGGCCAAAAGAACAAGAUCACCUCGCCCGAGUUUGUCCUGGACAGCGCGGACGAGGAGGCGAAGGCCAAGCCUGUGGCGAAAAAGCGUAAGCCUCGCACUGACAGCGUCCAGGGGACGAAGGAGGUCCGCAAUGCGGACCUUGCCAGUGGCGACGAAGCAGGACCAGCCAAGCCCAAGCCGAAGAAGGCCUCCGGACGCGGUAAGGGGAAGCAGGCCACGGUAGAGGUCCCGGCGGUAGUCUUGAGCAGUGGUGAAGAGGAGGAGGCGAAGCCGGCUGCGAAGACGGGCAAGAAGACGUCGAAGAAGACCGAGGACACGGCGAAGCCAAAGCCGAAGCCAAGGAAGAAGAAGGAGACAACAGCAAAGGCGACGAGGAGCACGGACCAGGUCAAGGCGGAGCCGGCCCAGAGUUCCGCGCAGGCUGGAUCCUCUCGUGUCACCCGCAGUGUGGCCCGAACCGGUUUGGACACCGCGAAGGAGGAGGAGAAGAAGCCCAUGCCUAUGUAUGUCAGCAUGCCCCCGGCAACCCAGACUCGCAUCAGCCGUGAGGACAGCCCAAAGGACGACGACGACUAUGAUGUCCUCGACCGUUCCGAGCUGUCCGAGGCUGAGGCAUGUCUCGACGUGUUCCUCUCCUGUGCUCCCACAGCCAGCGAAUCGCAGACGUGGCUGAAGGCACGCACUGCAGCGGUCAGUGGAGUUGGCUGGACUCUGGACGAUCCAGACGAGAACGAAUUCGAGGGAAUCUGCUGGCUCAUCGUCGACGGGAACGGCGAUCGGCAAGGUGUUGUGACCAAGCGCUACUACGAUGCGUGGUGUUUGCUCACUCGCUACAUCACGUAUUGGGGCCUUUUGGUCUUCCGACUGGACGAGGCCAUCGAUAUACAUCAUCCGCCAUGGUAUCCCGCGCGCGAACGCCCCGAAAGGGUCGCACCAAACCUCGACGUCUGGGAGUACCUGCGCACGUUGACGUGGACGGUGAACAGCGCCAUUGCUGUCCGCCAGGAAGCACUUCAGUACGUACAGGACGAUCCGCGACAUGACACUUUCAACCCGAUUAUGCACAUCUGGAGCCUUGCCAUUUAUUGGUACCCAGAUAACUGGACGUGCUCGGGUAACGUCGACAUCAGGGCCCUCCUUCACCGUGACCCGCGAGCAUAUAACUGGCCGAAAUGGGCUCACGAGAACGAUCAGACGCGUGUAUUUGGCAAGGCGUAUGUGGAGGCCGCUCUCAAUGCUGGCUGGGACCUCGAGAAGAUUCCUCAAGACCUCGAGCCUCCCACGGGUGGUGACGAGGAGCUCACGUCGGCCCUCAACCAGGCAACCAACCUGGCAAUUCUGACCAUGAAGAACGCGUACGAUGCCAUGAACGUCCCGCUCACAAACACACAGCCGAGGAAGAAGGCUCGCAGUGGGAAGAAUACGAGGAAGCCAGUGCCAUCCACGGCAGUGCCUUCAAGGAUGCACGUGGUGAUGGCAGAUGACGAGGAGCCCGAGCCGUCGAACGCCUCGUUACCUUCGAACAGUGCUGCAGCCAGCGAAGACGAGAGGAGUACAGGGAGCAGCAGUGACGAGAGCGACGUCAAGAGCAGCGUCAAGAGCAGCUACAAGGCCAGCGAGGAGAGCGACGCGGACACUGACUCCGAUGAAGACGCCGAGGGAGAAUCCGAGACUGGCUGGAUGUUUGAACCGAAUAACCAGGACCAGGAGGAGGAGCGCUCUGUCUUGGCCGAGGUCCAGGAGUCAAUGGACCGCGUCGACAUCAGCAUGGGCGAGCCUGCGGACGAUACCCAGCCAGCUUCCGCGGACAUGCCGAGCGCCGCCGACGACGUGAGCAUGGAGCCUAACGUUGGUGAAACACCCAAGGCCGCCGUUGCCGAGCGUGAGCCGUCCAGUGUUGAGGAGGGCGAAAAGUCCCCCACUGACAAGGAGACAAAGUCCAACGUCGACAACACUCGCGCUGCAGGCGAGAGGGCAAACAGCGCAGACCCUGCGGAGAAACAAAUAUCUACAUCUAACACAUCGCAUCCCACAUCUCCGCAGGCAGGCGACAAGCGCAAGGAGCGCGCCGAGUCGAACGCGUCAACGUCCUCGCAGGCCCCUCCCAAGCCUACACGUCGCAGCCGCUCUCGCGCCACGUCCGCGAAGGCAUCUUCCAGGUCCCCGCAGCCUGAGGCGAAGACGGCCAAGUCGCCUGCACCGCCCCCCAAUCAACAGGAUGCCGAGUCGAUGGACCUCGAAAGCGAUGACGUGGACAUUGAUAGUGUGGGCAACGCGCUCGUGAACCCGGGUAAACUGUAG
Messenger RNA from Rhodofomes roseus, 2739 nucleotides. RefSeq lists its product as uncharacterized. Bases 1 to 2739 code for a protein of 912 amino acids. The transcript is spliced from 18 exons. The record is from RefSeq and is a predicted model, not a curated record. Lineage: Eukaryota; Fungi; Basidiomycota; Agaricomycetes; Polyporales; Fomitopsidaceae.